AUGAGUACACACAUCACCAUACUCACAGAUGAUUCAACGGGUAUCUCUAUCUCGCUUGGUGGUAUGUAUUACUUCUGUGUUCGACCUAAAGACUGGGUUCCUGGGCAUCACCCCGGCAUACUUCAGGUUGAAGUUAAUGGGGGAACGCUGGAUACAGAAUUUGACGACAAUAAUAAGGACCGGUUCUGGGAAUUUCCCGGCCCAGUGAGUCUUCCUGCAGGCCAGAUAACGCUUGCCUUGCAUGAUCUCACAGGAUCCUACGGACGCUGUGACGCCAUCUUCUGCAGCCGUGACAAGGCACCUCCUCCACUGAGAACCGACGGCGUAGCACGAUCACGGCGACGCCAACUCCUUGGCUUGCCCGAUACGCCGGGAUCUGUAGGAAUCUUCGACUUCGCCGUGCUCGGAGGCGGCAUCCUGGGGGCCGCUGCUGUUCUGACAGCAGCCCAGUCGAGCCCAAGCGUGGCUCUCAUCCAUAACCGGCCUUAUUUGGGAGGCAAUGCGAGCCUAGAGAUCGGACUUAGCCCACGUGGCAUCAUUGGGCUAGUGGUCGAAAAGAUUUCCAAGCGCACGUUUACUGGUGGUUUGAAAGCGCCGCAGCUGCUAGAGGCUGAGCCUAAUGUUACCAUAUUCCCCGAAUAG
Metarhizium acridum CQMa 102 is the source of this 642-nucleotide messenger RNA. RefSeq lists its product as uncharacterized. NCBI's taxonomy places the organism in Eukaryota, Fungi, Ascomycota, Sordariomycetes, Hypocreales, Clavicipitaceae. The record is from RefSeq and is a predicted model, not a curated record.